GGCAACUGCUGAAUCAUCCUCCACCGUCUGCACCGUCUCUUAUGCCAUCGUCUCAUGCACCAAGGCCCUCCACCGUCCAGUCCUGCAUUAGCAUAUUGAUCUGACACUUCAAUUUGCUAUAUUAGUUGCAGCAGUCUGUGCAGGGUUAUUCUCAGAGGACACGGAGGUACAGCGGGCUGAACAGCAGCCAUUCGGAUGGGUAACGUACCCACUACAGUGAAGCACUGCCUGAGCUAUGAGCAACUCAUCCAGGACUACCCAUGGCUGAAACGCUGGCUGCUGGAGGAGAAGACCAUCACAGGACAUGAGUUUCCAGAGUUUGUUAAAAUAGUUGAAGUUGGGCCGAGAGAUGGACUUCAAAAUGAAAAGGAAAUUGUUCCAACAAGGGUGAAAAUCCAGCUGAUAGACAUGCUCUCAGGAACAGGUCUGCCUGUGAUCGAGGCCACCAGCUUUGUCUCUUCAAAGUGGGUACCGCAGAUGGCAGACCACACUGAUGUACUCAGAGGAAUCCAGAGAGCACCUCAUGUUCGGUAUCCUGUUUUGACACCUAACAUGCAAGGCUUCCAGGAUGCUGUUGCAGCUGGUGCUACUGAGGUGGCGGUGUUUGGGUCAGCGUCUGAAACCUUCAGUAAAAAAAAUAUUAACUGCUCUAUUGAUGAAAGCAUGCAGAGGUUUGAGGAAGUCAUUAACACUGCCAAAGAGCGACAAAUUCCAGUCCGUGGAUAUGUUUCUUGUACCCUUGGAUGUCCCCAUGAGGGACACAUUGAACCUUCCAAAGUUGCUGAGGUGGCUAAGCGGUUAUAUGAAAUGGGCUGUUAUGAGAUUUCCUUGGGCGAUACCAUCGGUGUUGGUACUCCAGGUUCCAUGUUUAAGAUGCUGCAGAGUGUGAUGAAGGAAGUGCCCACCAAUGCUGUAGCAGUUCACUGCCAUGACACUUAUGGGCAAGCACUGCCCAACAUCCUUACUGCACUUCAGAUGGGGGUCUGUGUGGUGGAUUCUGCAGUAGCUGGCCUGGGAGGUUGCCCGUACGCUCCGGGUUCAUCUGGCAAUGUUUCAACAGAGGAUGUUCUCUACAUGCUCCAUGGCAUGGGCAUUGAAACUGGGGUGAACCUUGCCAAAGUUGUAGAGGCUGGUGACUUCAUCUGCAAUGCUUUAUGUCGCAAGACAAACUCCAAGGUUGCCCAGGCAAGAGGCAGGACACUGUGAUGUGUUUCUGUAAAGGAAUAUAUUUAAUAUAAGUAUUUGACUGUGUUCCCUUUAAAGUGAUUCCCCAGCUGUUGCUGCCUUCAGAUUUGUUGCCUAUGCUUCUGUAUUUGAAGUACAUUGUUCCUUGUUCUAAACCGUCAGAGGUAUCUGAUCCAAAUAAUCUCAAGAAUCAUCAGAAGACUUCAGCAUUGUGUUUUAUGGUCCAAAAUCAGCUAUUUCAAGUUCAGUUCCUUACCUUUCAAUUCAUUUCCACAUUUUAGAGUCUGUUAGGACUGGAAGUACCAUUAUGAUUCUGAAUCAUCUAAUUUGGCUUAUUUUUUUUUUUGUUCUGUAUGGUUGCAGAUUACAAAAGGGCAAGGUUAUAUAGGCUUGAGUGGUGAAAACAUAUUGGCCUUUUAAAGGCGGAAUUAUCCACUUCUAUUUUAAAACCUUCUCAUAUUUAUUUGGCUCUGACAAAUAAAUGCAUCACUUUGCGUAGCUCAGUGGCCUUAAGAUAAAAUAAAGUAACAGAAUAAGAAUUUAGGCUGUUUUGGCACCUGUGGUGAUAAUGAUUUGAAUAAAUAGAGAAGACAAACAGCAAAAAGAAAAAGCUCCUUCCUGCUUUUUAAAUAUGAAUAUCUCUUCAUGCACUUUACUUCUCCAACAACCUCUUCAGCAAUUCCUACCCUGUUAGAUCCUGUGUGAAUAGCAAUUGAAAAGAAGACUCCUCUCAAACUACCACACAAACAACCUUUUAAAAGCAGUCUCUGGAGAGUUUCUGCCCUCAGGUUUGCCAAAGAUCAUUCAAGAAGUGCCCCUUAAUCGUUUUUUGUCAUUAAAAAACUUUUACCAUGAUAUAAGCUACUAUCUGGGAGGAUCGUCUGUGUGAGUGUUAAGUCAAAUGUGGAUGCAUUUUCUCAUGUCUCUCCUGUCUGUUUAUAUCCCACAGUGUAAUCUGUAAAACAUAAUAAAAUAGGAACAUUAACAACGGAAUGUGAAUUUUAAUGAGAUUUUAUCUAAAGCCAGAUGGCAAAGAAUAAACACUAUUGUGCUUGAGAAAAAAUAAUAUUAGUUAUCAGGUAGAGGAUUAAGAUGAUCCAAAUAAAGAAAAAAGAACACACAAACAAAGAAAGAAAAUCUAUUGUGGUUGUAUCUGUCCUGGUCCUCACGACUCAGGGUACCCCUGGUUUUCUAUUCAGCUAGUUAAUUAGAAGAUGAUUACAAUAGAUAAUUGCAAUCAUCUUAUAUCUGUGGUAGUCUGCCACCUUUUCCUCUCCAGCCCUGUGUUCUCUGUGUUCCCCUUCCUGGUGUGUCUUGUUGGUCCCCUACUUGUCUUUGGAUAUGUGUGUGUGUAUGUGUGUGUAUGUUACCUGCCUGGCUCUAGGAACCUCCCACCUGCGGCUGAUCACCAGCACACCUGUCUCCUAUCUACUCAUCAGUCUUCACAGCUUAUAUACCAGGCUUUUCCACUACUCCGACGCCAGAUCGUCCCUGUACAUUGUACGACAACUACGUCUAGGCUCUCGCUAAAGCUAAGUACUUUUUGCAAGUGUGUUUUUCCUUCGUGUUUUUGAUCCUGUCUGUUUUUGCUCUGCCUAAGGCAUUACCCGGUGCUGGUGAUAGCCGCUCCUGUGGUUUCCUGGAUUCCUGUCUGCCUGUCUGCCUGCUUCUCCAGCCAGCUUCACCUUGCCUGUCGUCAUCUGUCUACACUGCUCAUUCACCAUUCGACUUUAUUACGAAUAAAGUGUGUUUUGGAUUACA
This is a messenger RNA of Siniperca chuatsi (mandarin fish), 2946 nucleotides long. RefSeq names its product 3-hydroxymethyl-3-methylglutaryl-CoA lyase-like 1 (gene hmgcll1). The record is from RefSeq and is a predicted model, not a curated record. The transcript is spliced from 9 exons. NCBI's taxonomy places the organism in Eukaryota, Metazoa, Chordata, Actinopteri, Centrarchiformes, Sinipercidae. Bases 196 to 1206 code for a protein of 336 amino acids. Gene Ontology annotation, molecular function: hydroxymethylglutaryl-CoA lyase activity. Gene Ontology annotation, biological process: ketone body biosynthetic process; L-leucine catabolic process.